This is a messenger RNA of Engraulis encrasicolus (European anchovy), 636 nucleotides long. Its product is annotated as ribonuclease inhibitor-like. Gene Ontology annotation, molecular function: protein binding. The coding region runs from base 1 to 636 and encodes 211 amino acids. Gene Ontology annotation, cellular component: cytoplasm. The transcript is spliced from 4 exons. The record is from RefSeq and is a predicted model, not a curated record. NCBI's taxonomy places the organism in Eukaryota, Metazoa, Chordata, Actinopteri, Clupeiformes, Engraulidae.
AUGUGGCUGCAUCUGAAUGAUAAUGACCUCGGAGACUCUGGUGUGAAGCAGAUCUCUACUCUACUCAGGAAUCCAGACUGUAAACUACAGACACUGUGGGUCGACAACUGCGGGCUCACGGAUCAGAGCUGUGCAACACUCGCAUCAAUGCUCUGCAAAGAGUCAUCAAAGCUCAAACACCUGGAUCUCAGUAGCAACCACAUUGGAGAUGCUGGAGUCCUACUGCUGUGUAGUGGACUGAAGAGCCCCAACUGUACACUGGAGACACUGAGCUUGUCAGAUUGUGGUGUAACAGGUGAAGGAUAUGCUGCUCUGGCUGCAGCUCUCAAAUCAAACCCCUCCUCACACCUGGAGGAGCUGGACCUGAGAGGAAACGACCCUGGAGACUCUGGAGUGAUGUCACUCACUGAUCUAUUACAGGACCCUCAAUGUAAACUAAAGAGACUGAGACUAUUGAGGAGUGAGACAGCAGAGAAAUCUUGUGAGUAUCUGACUUCAGUUGUGGGUGGAAACCCCUUACUCCUGACAGAGGUGGACCUGACUGGGAAGAUAUCAGGAGACUCAGCAGUGAAGCAGUUCUGUGCUCUACUGGAGGACCCACACUGCAGAUGGAAGAAACUCAAGUUAGUGAUUUAA